Messenger RNA from Oncorhynchus nerka (sockeye salmon), 9136 nucleotides. RefSeq names its product regulator of nonsense transcripts 1-like. Gene Ontology annotation, biological process: nuclear-transcribed mRNA catabolic process, nonsense-mediated decay. Gene Ontology annotation, molecular function: DNA binding; hydrolase activity; ATP binding. Lineage: Eukaryota; Metazoa; Chordata; Actinopteri; Salmoniformes; Salmonidae. The record is from RefSeq and is a predicted model, not a curated record. Bases 216 to 3539 code for a protein of 1107 amino acids. Gene Ontology annotation, cellular component: cytoplasm. The transcript has 24 exons.
CUAGGAAGUUCGUCACUGUUUGGUGUUCAAGUUCAGGCGCUUCGAGUUGUUUUCGGUUUAAUUGCUGGUGCAGUUAGAAUUUUGUUUAGGUUCAAAUCAGACUCGAAGCAGAAGCGGUGAUCACAGAUAUCAGCAUUGAUAAACAUAUCACUGAAGAUCUUGAUCAUAUUCAUCGCCGCAUCGGAGUCCGUUUAGGACGCGCAACUUGUGUCGAGAUGAGUGUGGAAGCGUACGGGCCGAGUUCUCAAACGCUCACCUUCCUGGACACCGAAGAAGCGGAGCUACUUGGAGCAGAUACCCAGGGCUCGGAGUACGAGUUUACCGAUUUUACCCUACCUAGCCAGACACAAACUCAAGGCCACACCCAGAGUCAGCUGGACAAUCAGGUGAAUGGUCCUAAUGAAGGGCUUCACAAUGGAGGGGUUGAUGAUGUUGCCAAGGCGAGCCAAAUUCUCUCUGAGUUGAACUUUGAGGAGGAUGAAGAGGACACCUAUUACACUAAAGACCUCCCACUGCAUGCCUGCAGUUACUGUGGCAUCCAUGAUCCUGCGUGUGUGGUGUACUGCAACACAAGCAAGAAGUGGUUCUGCAAUGGACGUGGCAAUACAUCUGGCAGCCACAUCGUAAACCACUUGGUGAGAGCCAAAUGCAAAGAGGUGACUCUGCACAAAGACGGGCCGUUGGGCGAGACGGUGCUGGAGUGCUACAACUGUGGCUGUCGCAACGUCUUCCUCCUGGGCUUCAUACCCGCCAAGGCCGACUCUGUGGUGGUGCUGCUGUGCAGGCAGCCAUGUGCCAGUCAGAGCAGCCUGAAAGACAUAAACUGGGACAGCUCCCAGUGGCAGCCGCUGAUCCAGGACCGCUGCUUCCUGUCCUGGCUGGUAAAGAUCCCCUCGGAACAGGAGCAGCUCCGGGCCCGACAGAUUACCGCCCAACAGAUCAACAAGCUAGAGGAGCUCUGGAAGGACAAUCCAACAGCCACUCUGGAGGAUCUGGAGAAGCCCGGUGUAGACGAGGAGCCUCAACAUGUGCUGCUGCGCUACGAGGAUGCCUACCAGUACCAGAACAUCUUCGGCCCCCUUGUCAAACUGGAGGCCGACUACGACAAAAAGCUUAAAGAGUCCCAGACCCAAGAUAAUAUAACGGUCAGGUGGGACCUGGGGCUGAAUAAAAAGCGGAUUGCCUAUUUCUCCUUGCCCAAGACGGAUUCAGGUGACAUGCGGCUGAUGCAGGGAGAUGAGAUUUGUCUGCGCUACAAAGGAGACCUGGCUCCACUUUGGAAAGGCAUCGGCCAUGUCAUCAAAGUCCCAGACACACCCUUUGUGAAAGACUAUGGAGAUGAGAUUGCUAUAGAAUUGCGCAGCAGUGUCGGAGCACCUGUGGAAACAACCCACGACUACCAGGUGGAUUUCGUGUGGAAGUCCACUUCCUUUGACAGAAUGCAGAGUGCCCUGAAGACCUUUGCUGUGGACGAGACGUCCGUGUCAGGCUACAUCUACCACAAACUGCUGGGCCACGAGGUGGAGGAUGUCAUCAUCAAGUGUCAGCUGCCCAAACGCUUCACUGCCCAGGGCCUGCCCGAUCUCAACCACUCUCAGGUGUAUGCUGUGAAGACUGUGCUGCAAAGACCUCUCAGUCUUAUCCAAGGCCCCCCCGGCACUGGGAAAACUGUCACCUCUGCCACCAUAGUGUACCAGCUCGCCAGGCAGGGCAAUGGACCCGUGCUGGUGUGUGCUCCCAGUAACAUUGCGGUGGACCAGCUGACAGAGAAGAUCCACAUGUCAGGUCUGAAGGUGGUCCGGCUGUGUGCUAAGAGCAGAGAGGCCAUCGACUCCCCCGUCUCAUUCCUGGCGCUGCACAACCAGAUCCGCAACAUGGACAGUAUGCCAGAGCUGCAGAAGCUGCAGCAGCUGAAGGAUGAGACCGGGGAGCUGUCGUCUGCUGACGAGAAGCGUUACAGGGCCCUGAAGCGCACCGCUGAGCGAGAGCUGCUCACGAAUGCGGAUGUGAUCUGCUGUACCUGUGUGGGGGCAGGAGAUCCACGCCUGGCCAAGAUGCAGUUCCGCUCCAUCUUGAUUGAUGAGAGCACCCAGGCCACCGAGCCAGAGUGCAUGGUGCCUGUGGUCCUGGGUGCCAAGCAGCUCAUUCUGGUGGGAGACCACUGCCAGCUGGGCCCAGUAGUGAUGUGUAAGAAGGCAGCCAAAGCAGGCCUGUCCCAGUCUCUGUUUGAGCGUCUAGUGGUGCUGGGCAUCAGGCCCAUUCGUCUGCAGGUGCAGUACCGUAUGCACCCGGCCCUUAGCUCUUUCCCCUCCAACAUCUUCUACGAGGGCUCCCUGCAGAAUGGAGUCACCGCUGCUGACCGCAUCAAGAAAGGCUUUGACUUCCAGUGGCCGCAGCCAGACAAGCCCAUGUUCUUCUAUGUAACUCAAGGCCAGGAGGAAAUAGCCAGCUCUGGAACGUCCUACCUGAACAGAACUGAGGCGGCCAACGUGGAGAAGAUCACAACCAGGCUGCUGAAGGCUGGGGCCAAGCCUGACCAGAUAGGCAUCAUCACCCCCUACGAGGGCCAGAGGUCCUACCUGGUGCAGUACAUGCAGUUCAGUGGUUCCCUCCAUACAAAACUCUACCAGGAGGUUGAGAUCGCCAGCGUGGAUGCGUUCCAGGGCAGGGAGAAGGACUUUAUCAUCCUGUCGUGCGUACGAGCCAACGAGCACCAGGGCAUCGGCUUCCUCAAUGACCCGCGCCGUCUCAAUGUGGCCCUCACCAGAGCCAAGUAUGGGGUGAUCAUUGUGGGCAACCCAAAGGCCCUGUCCAAGCAGCCUCUGUGGAACCACCUUCUCAACUACUACAAGGAGCAGAAGGUUCUGGUGGAGGGACCCCUCAACAACCUGAGAGAGAGCCUGAUGCAGUUCAGCAGGCCUCGCAAGCUGGUCAAUGCCAUCAACCCUGGAGCCCGGUUCAUGAGCACUGCCAUGUAUGAUGCCCGUGAGGCCCUCAUCCCUGGGUCUGCCUACGAUCGCAGCAGCGCAGGGCGUCCAUCCAACAUGUAUUUCCAAACCCACGAUCAGAUCGGCAUGAUUGGGACUGGGCCAGCCCACAUGGCGGCCAUGAACAUGCCUAUUCCCUUCAACUUGGUGGUGCCCCCCAUGCCUCCGCCAGGCUACCUGGCCCAGGCCAACGGCCCUGCUGCAGGUCGUGGUGGGGUGCUGAAGGGCAAAGCGGGGCGUGGCGGGCGCCAGAGGACCCGCGGCAUGGGGAACCACGGUAGCAGCGGGCAGGCCAACGGGCACAACAGCCAGGCUAGCCAGGACGUAUCUUCCCAGCCCUUCUCCCAGGGGCCACUCACCCAGGGCUACAUCACCAUGAGUCAGCCCUCCCAGAUGAGCCAGCCUGGCCUCUCCCAGCCUGAACUUUCCCAGGACAGUUAUUUAGGUGACGAGUUCAAGUCCCAGAUCGACGUGGCUCUGUCGCAGGAUUCGACUUACCAGGGUGAACGUGCAUACCAACAUGGUGGAGUGACUGGACUGUCACAGUACUAGAGUGUUGUUGGAAGAGGAGCUAGGCUUGAGCUGAGCUUAGUUCAUCAGCAUUUUAAUCUGGGUAAUAAUAAAAACAAAAAAUGGAGACCUGUUUUCCUCUACAACUGAAGCACCACCGUGUGAAAUCAACGGGAGAGAGAAACCAACCAAUCGCGAGAGAGAAAGUGGUAGAAAAAACGGACGGCCAGGAAGAGGGAACGUGUGGGAGUGAGGGACCACUGCCGGCACAUGGGAACGAAAGCGAGAGGAAGACGGUGGCCAGUGGUCGAGCUGUCGUGAGGAAGACGAAACGAGGAACAACUCCCUCCCUCCACAACCCUUUUCCCACCUCACGUUCUAACCUCACACCUCUGUCUGAGAGAAUGACCAGUUAUCCAGAGGACCUUGCUCUUUGAUCAGCUAACAGAGAAAGAAAGACAAGUUCUCAAGCAACUUGGCUGGGGGAGCACUUUCCACUAACUCUCGAAAGCGGAUAACAAGAAAGUAGAGGGGGGAGGGUGUGGAACACUUCAAGCAGGCAACAUAGGAAAUCGUCACCUCAAUGUUGAUCACUUGCGGUGUUGAUCUCAGACCUGAAAUCUCAUCAAAUGACCGCAAGAGGAACCGUCUCUAAGAGGAACCGUCUCUAAGAGGAACCGUCUCUAAGAGGAACCGUCUCUAAGAGGAACCGUCUCCAAGAGGAACCGUCUCCAAGAGGAACCGUCUCCAAGAGGAACCGUCUCCAAGAGGAUCCGUCUCCAAGAGGAACAGUGGCAGUUCACAUCGUCGUUCGACUUUGAGUUGAAAAGUUUUCUCCGCUAAAGUCUGAUAAUAAAGAACUUUGAAUUGAAAUGCCUUUGAUGGCCUUCGGAACCAUUUGGCUUUUUCAACAGGUCUUUUCAGAAACAGGUGGUUAACUAGAAGUCUGGUGGAGUUGAGUGGCAUGGGGAUAUCAGAGGAAGGUUUCUGAAGUGGUGAGCUCUGGAUCCAAGAGAUCUUUAAUCAUGAGACUAUUUGUUUUUGAAGUACCUUAUUGCAGAGCGCAAAAGGCAAAAAAUAUUUAAUAGAAAAAUGACCAGCAUUGAAGAAUAUUGACUCAAUAUUAUUUGAAGUUGUAGCAAAGGCUUUUUUGAUCUUUUGAAAGGGGGGGGGUACAUGAGAUGUCGCCCGCUGUGCUGUUCAGUGGAUAAUAUUCUAUGUUUUAAAUGUUUUUAUGCUUAGAUUGGCAGCGGCUUUGAAUGAAUGCUUUACUUGGGAGAAUUCCUUGUGGAUGUAAGAUCCAUCUGCAUGAACACUGAGCUAUUAAUGGAAACUGAUUUCCACUAUAGUCUACACACUUUUGUGUUACUAUUGAAGUUGCAGGUGGCUAGGUGUGAAAUACGCUACAUGGACGAAAGUAUGUGGGCACACCUUCAAAUGAGUGGAUUCAGGUAUUUCAGAUACACCCGUUGCUGACAGGUGUAUACAGUCGAGCACACAGCCAUGAAAUCUCCAUAGACAAACAUUGGCAGUAGAAUGGCCCGUACUGAAGAGCUCAGUGACUUUCAAAGUGGCAACGUCAUAGGAUGUCACUUUUCCAACAAGUCGGUUUCUGCCCUGCUAGAGCUGUCCGGGUCAACUUUAAGUGCUGGUAUUGUGAAGUGGAAAUGUCUAGGAGCAACAAUGGCUCACCCACGAUGUGGUAGGCCACACAAGCUCACAGAAUGGGACCGUAGCACGUAAUAAUCGCCUGUCCUCAGUUGCAACACUCACUAUCGAGUUUCAAACUGCCUCUGGAAGCAACGUCAACACAAUAACUGUUCAUCGGGAGCUUCAUGAAAUGGCUUUCCUUGGCCGAGUAGCUACACACAAGCCGAAGAUCACCAUGCGCAAUGUUAAGCGUCGGUUGGAGUGGUGUAAAGCUCGCCACCAUUGGACUUUGGAGCAGUGGAAAUGCGUUUUCUGCAGUGAUAAAUCACGCUUCAUCAUCUGGCAGUCGGACGGAUGAAUCUGGGUUUGGUGGAUGCCAGGAGAACACUACCUGCCCGAAUGAAUAGUGCCAACUGUAAAGUUUGGUGAAGGAGGAAUAAUUUGUCUGGAGCUAUUUUUCAUGGUUCGUGCUAGGCCCCUUAGUUCCAAUGAACGGAAAUAUUAACGCCACAGCAUACAAUGACAUUCUAGACGAUUCUGUGCUUCCAACUUUGUGGCAAAAGUUUUGGGAAAGAUCUUUCCUGUUUCAGCCUGCCAAUGCCCCCAUGCACAAAGUGAGGUCCAUACAGAAAUGGCUUGUCUUUUGGGAUGAAUUAGAACGCCAACUGCGAGCCAGGCCUAGUUGCCCGACCUCACUAAUGCUCUUGUGGCUGAAUGGAAGCAAGUCCCCGCAGCAAUGUUCCAACAUCUAGUGCUGUUAUAGCAGCAAAGGGGGGCCGACUCCAUAUUAUUGCCCAUGAUUUUGGAAUGAGAUGUUCGAUGUGCAGGUGUCCACAUACUUUUGGUCAUGUAGUGUAACAGUUAAGGAAUAGACUAGGAUGGUGGCUGGAAGAAGGAUAAGGCUUGAAGAUGCAUCCCCCGAAUCUGGUUAUUUAGUAUGGAGAGUCAAUUGGCGUUCAAAUUUGAAUGUGACUCUUCCCCUGUGAAAUGCAGUCGUGCGUACAGAAUGUUAGCUACAUGACUAGAAUUAAGUUGUCAAAUCCAAAGUAUUUGAAACCAUUUCACACCAGUUACACACAAUCAGUAAAAUUACCACUGGUACUGAUUUUCAUACAAGGUGACAGUGAUUUAUCACAUUAAAAAGAAUGAAUGCAUCCGAAUCAGUACCCUUAACUUCCUUUUGGUUAUUUGCAGGUAUAAAGAAGCACAAACAUGAAUGCAUGUGAAAGCAACCUAAGCCAGCAUAUACAAACUUCAUAGAAAGAAUCGCUGAAUGUGACCAGUAGGUUGUGACAUUGAAACCCACAGAGUCAUUACUUGAACCUGAGUCAAAGUGUUUCUGAAUGGUUACUGAAUGUACGAACUGGUUUAAGCCACCUUCCUUCUCUUAGGAGUUUCCACUAAACCAGGUUGGUAGAAUGGCCUUCCUUUUGUAACUUAUAUUUUAUGAGUGUUUUUACACUUUUGGCUUCCCUAUAGUUCGCCCAUCUGUUUGCUCCAAAUUCCUAUGGCUCCCAAACCCUCCAUUCUUACCCCUCUGUGAAUUGUAAUUUCCCCCCAGUAUUUUAUUUUUUGCAUGAUUUGCCUGCCAGGGGUGAGGUUGUGAACAGCAAAAUGACACUUAAACCACACAAUAUGGUUUAAUUUGUUAUCUGAUGACAAAGGGGGAUUAAAUAAUGUUGUUUUUUAAAAAGUUUUAAAUCAAUCAUUUAAAUAAACUGUCCAUGGGACUGUUUUAUAUUGAGGAAUCCUUGUCUAUUUGAGGAGUCCUCUAUCAGUUUUUAGGAAUGUCAUUUGGAUGCUUCGAGCACCAAAUUGAGAAUGUAUUCAUUUUAGCUCACCACCUGCAUUGUCCUCUGCUGUGCAUUCAUUUUUCUUUUUCUUUGUCGUCACCUGACUUUGAAUAUGUCAAUCCAAAACACAUUGUAUGACAAUCUUGCUGUCAAAUAGCUAGUCAUGGUUGAAGAAAUGCUUACAAAUGGUCUUUUUUGAUCAACAUUAUGCAUUUUUCCAUGUUGAUUAUGUUACUUGUAUUUCACAUCAAGAAUUCCAGCAGGGAAUAUAGCAUUGCUCCUUAUACUUUUUACUAAGAUGGUGACAUUAUACUUAUGUUGAAAUGAAAUACAGCAAUCCUGCUAUCAAAGUUUGUCAUCUGUUACAUGGCCAGCACUGCUAACUAGAAAUUUAUUAAAAGUAUAUUACCAAACUAUACUGCAGGAAUCAAUGGAUAAGAACAAACAUUGUUUUUACGGUAAUGGUAAUACGGUAAUGUAUGCCUUCCUUCUUCCCAGCAUUUGGAUUCUCACUAUGGAAAAACUGCACUGGAUCUGCAGGAAUUAGUAUUUUAGUUGCAGUGAUGAUUCCUCUCUUGUGAAACAGAAGCAAAGGUUGCUUGCAUGUCAAAGGGUUUGAGCAAUGAGAAAGUGAUUUUUCCAUUUACAGAUGAUGAAACAUGUUGCACCUGAACUCUGCGCAAUAAUGGGCAACAGGUCUUGUUAUACAGUUGAAGUCGGAAGUUUACAUGCACUUAGGUUGGAGUCAUUAAAACCAGUUUUUCAACCACUCCACAAAUGUCUUGUUAACAAACUAUAGUUUUGGCAAGUUGGUUAGAACAUCUACUUUGUGCAUGACACAACAAUUGUUUACACAGAUUAUUUCACUUAUAAUUCACUGUAUCAAUUCCAGUGGGUCAGAAGUUUACAUACACUAAAUUGACUGUGCCCUUUAAACAGCUUGGAAAAUUCCAGAAAAUGGUGUCAUGGCUUUAGAAGCUUCUCAUAGGCUAAAUGACUAAUUGACAUAAUUUGAGUCAAUUGGAGGUGUACCUGUGGCUGUAUUUCAAGGCCUACCUUCAAACUCAGUGCCUCUUUGCUUGACAUCAUGGGAAAACCAAAAGGAAUCAGCCAAGACCCCAGAAAACAAAUUGUAGGCCACAAGUCUGGUUCAUCUUUGGGAGCAAUUUCCAAAUGCCUGAAGGUACCACAUUCAUCUGUACAAACAAUAGUACGUAAGUCUAAACACUAUGGGACCACGCAGCCGUCAUACCGCUCAGGAAGGAGACUGUCUCCUAGAGAUGAACGUACUUUGGUGCGAAAAGUGCAAAUCAAUCCCAGAACAGCAGCAAAGGACCUUGUGAAGACGCUGGAAGAAACGGGUACAAAGGUAUCUAUUACCACAGUAAAACUAGUCCUAUAUCUACAAAACCUGAAAGGCCGCUCAGCAAGGUUGAAGCCACUGCUCCAAAACCGCCUUAAAAAAAAGCCCGACUACAGUUUGCAACUGCACAUGGGGAUGUACUUUUUGGAGAAAUGUCCUCUGGUCUGACGAAAGAAAAAUAGAACACUUUGGCCAUAAUGACCAUUGUUAUGUUUGGAGGGAAAAGGGGGAGGCUUGCCAGCCGAAGACCACCAUCCCAUCCAUGAAGCACGGGGGUGGCAGCAUCAUGUUGUGUGGGUGCUUUGCUGCAGGAGGGGCUGGUGCACUUCACAAAAUAGAUGGCAUCAUGAGAAAAGAAAAUGAUGUGGAUAUAUUGAAGCAACAUCUCAAGGCAUCAGUCAGGAAGUUAAAGCUUAGUCACAAAUGGGUCUUCCAAAUGGACAAUAACCCCAAACAUACUUCCAAAGCUGUGGCAAAAUUACUUCAGGACAACAAAGUAAAUGUAUUGGAGCUGCCAUCACAAAGCCCUGACCUCAAUCCCAUAGAAACUUUGUGGGCAUAACUGAAAAAGCAAGGAGGCCUACAAACCUGACUCAGUUACACCAGCUCUGUCAGGAGGAAUGGGCCAAAAUUCACCCAACUUAUUGUGAGAAGCUUGUGGAUGGCUACCCGAAACGUUUGACCCAAGUUAAAUGCUACCGAAUACUAAUUGAGUGUAUGUAAACUUCUGACCCACUGGGAAUGUGAUGAAAGAAAUAAAAGCUGAAAUAAAUCAUUCUCUACUAUUAUUCUGAUAUUUCACAUUCUUAAAAUAAAGUGGUGAUCCUAACUGA